AGAGAGAGAGAGAGGGAGACCAUAGGAACGCAGCCGCGGCGGAGAGGCUCGUGUCUCGUGUGUUUGUGCGCGCGUGCGUGGAGGAGGUACGUAGGCUCGGCGCUCGCCUCUGGUUGCUGCUAGAAACGACUGACUGGCCCGGGUUGGAUAUGGAGGGGCUCCGGGAAAUCGCUGGGAAGUGAUCGCGCGACGAGACUGAAGAGAGAAGAAGAUUUAGAAGAAGAAGAAAAAGAAGAAGCAGCGACAGAGGACGUUAUAUACAGAGCGGAUAGGACGGAAACCACGGGCCCAAAGGAGGCGAGAGAAGUCAGAGAGAAGGGGCUCGUCUGGAAGAUAUUCUAAGGUGUGAGCCCGGGGCUGGAUGGGACCCACCAUGCCCCCCAGUAAGAAGGCUCAGAGCCCCAGCAGUGGAGCCAGCGCGUCAGAGGGAAGGAGCCCGCCGUACAGGGGGCAGGGCGAGGCUACAGAGGCAGAGGCGGGCGACCUGUCCCUUUCCCUGUCCGCCUCCUUCUCUAAAGCCGACGACGAGGAGCUGACCAGUCUGUCCUGGCUUCACGAGAGCACAGACCUCCUCAACAGCUUCAGUCACUCGGGGCUGCGCAGCGUGUCCCCCCUCCAGGACGCGGGACACGGCCAGCGCUCGCCCUCCUCCUCCCCCUCCCCCGACGACCCUCUGCUGGGGGACGCACACUCCUUCGACCUGGGCACAGGGGCGAACAGGAAGCCCCCUUACUCCUUCAGCUGCCUCAUCUUCAUGGCCAUCGAGGACGCGCCCAACAAGAGGCUCCCGGUCAAAGACAUCUACGGCUGGAUCCUGGAGCACUUCCCGUACUUCGCCAGCGCCCCCACAGGCUGGAAGAACUCAGUACGCCACAACCUGUCCCUCAACAAGUGCUUCAAGAAGGUGGACAAGGACCGCAGCCAGAGCAUAGGCAAAGGCUCGCUGUGGUCCAUAGACCCAGAGUACAGACACAACCUGAUUCAGGCGCUGAAGAAGACCCCGUAUCACCCGUACCCCCCGAGUCUGGCCACGCCCUCCACGUCCCCGCCCACCCUGCCCCCCCAGACAUUUCAUAGCAGUCCUCCUUUGUGGUCGGGGACUCCUCUCUUCAGGAAGAACGGGGGCGUGCUCCUACAAGGUACUGACAUCUUUCCUCGAGGCGUGAUCCAAAAUGGCGCCCGUGUGAGAAGCCAAGCGCUGUUUCCAGUGAUCAGACCUCUGCCCGUCAGCCCGGUGGGCAGCAGGACCUCGGCCAUCAGAUCCUCCCUGGGAGAAUACCUGAGUAGGGGACAGGACAGCCCGCUGAGAUACUCCCCUCCUCCCUGCGGAGAGGACCUCCAGGAGGACCACACCUACAGCACAGCCAAGUCCCCCUCCCAACCUGGUGCGCCCUCCUCCCCUCUAGACGACGACAUCAUCGCCGUGGAGAUCCAAGAGGAUGUCAAACAGGAGCCCCGCGAGAUACCCCUGGAUUCCCACAUCACGAGCACGGCCUACAUUACCCAGAAUGCCCUGCGCGGACAGAGACGCAACAGUAGCACAGGCCCUGGGGCGAUAGCGUCGGUUGGAGCUGGGACGCUAGCUGGCAGCAGUUUGCCCUGGACCAAAAACAAAGCGCGGGGCAUUAGCGACACGUUGCCCUUGAAGAAGAGGCGCGCGGCGGCUGCUCUGGAGAAACCAGAGAGCGACGACGAGGAGAUGAAGGAAGCGGCCGGGUCACUGCUCCAUCUGGCCGGGGUCCGCGCGUGCCUCAACAACAUCACAAACCGCGCCGCCAAGGGCCAGAAGGAGCAGAAAGAGCAGAAAGAGACUCUGAGAAACUAAGACACACGCACACACGCACAGUACAGUACACACCAGCUCCUCUAAAGCUCCACUGUGGGACAUUUGUAGCACUUGUCUCGCUAUAACCCCGUGUCUCACUAUACCCAAAUACACACUCAAGUCAAGAAAAACUUAACUAUUACUAAUACUAUUUUAAAGGUACGCAUCUGGAUUUCAUUUAGUGUGUAUAAGCUGCUGGUUUGACUUCUUUUACCACUGUCUCUUGUACUAUAUCGCAUUUAUUUUGUAGAAACGGGAGCAGGUUAACAAGGCACACACAUAGCCAAUACUGUUUUCUUUGUCAGCAAAAUGUAAGCGUAAUACAGAUGUUAGAUAUGCCACAAAAGUCACCUUGCUUCAAUAUAAACCAGCAAAACACAAGGUAAUUGUUUGGAUUUUGUGCUAUAGCUAAUGUUGAGUACAGGUGAAUCGAAUUGAGUUCACGCCACGCUCAAGCCACGUCUCUUAGCAUCUUGUUUCUACUAUUAUUAUUAACACUUCAACACAAUCAAAUAGUGUGGGUCUAAUAUAGGACUUGUGUUUUGUGAAAAUAACCAGAUGUGUACAUUUAAACUACUGAUUUUAAUAAAUGGGAAUCUCCACUGUCAAACCAUGCGUCGAGUUCAAGGUUCAAGGUUCGAGGUUCAAGUUUGGCAGUGAAAUGCUAGACUUUUCGCGUAUGUUGCUACCUCCCUUUCUUAAAUACACCUAGGUAAGCCUAUUCAAAUGGUAUCUUCUGCUACAAAUACCCCACAAUGGAGCUUUAUAAGGGGUUAGUAACAGCAUAUUGAUAGGUCAACAGGUAACAGCAUUAGUCUAUGGACACUUCUCAUCUCCCUCUAACUUUAUCUGCAGGGCAUUAGGUGAAUCCUACUUAUUUGUGGCAAUAUCAAAAAUCUAUGUUUUCCUACAUGUUCAACAACACUAACAUCGAUGGGUAUUUCUCAUGUGUCUGCGUAGUUUUUGUUGUUCUAAACGGGGAUGAAAGCCAUACAAAAGUCGUCACUAAUUUGGACUAAAUCGAGUUGUGUUACGAACAGAAGAUGGGUGUUUUGUCUUAUCUGUUUCUCUAUGUCGAUCUGUAGCAAUCUUCCAGCGUCGCCGACAAGACGAGCGGUCGUGAUUUUUAUUUUAUUUUAUUUGUCAGUCCUCCAACCGCAUUUUGUCUUCGUAAAACGUUCGCUCUUGUCGGCUCGCUGACUUUCUCCUAUUACAUCCAUGAGCACAAUUGCGAGACUGUGCCAAAGAUACGCGACCAGGUUGCUUCAUGUAGCCGAUACACACGACAGCUAAAAAAAAAACACAACAAAGAAAAGAGAGAAGGCAUCGUAGAACAAAGCUGGGAACUUUAAGUGUCAAAAUAAUUGUAAAACCCCAAUAUGAUAUAUCUUCAUGCACUUACAAUGAUUUCUACCACUUAUUAACUUAACAACGGACCCUUUUAGAGUUUGACUGACCUGUGUGCACAUGUUUGUUUAGCAGCGUGUUUUUGAAUUAGCAUUGACAAAAAAAUGCUAAUCGUAGCCUACCUAUGCUAGCUUUUUGGAGCACAAAAGAGGUUGCAGUCUAGAUUUGAGUCUUAAGCACCAGCAUUAUAUAUAUUUCUUAACGGGAGGCGGAAGCGCAAGCCUCUAAAAUUAACGUUAAACAAGUAUUUUCAAGUUUUAUGCAGUCAAAAUGAAACAAAACUGCUUGUAUUGCUGCUAACUUUAACAAGAAUGUGCACACAGUUCGCUAAAGUUGUCAUUCAUAAAAGGGUCUAUCGAAGCAUCCAUUGUUUAUUUCAAGAGCACUCAUAGUAUUUAAGAAAAUAUAUAUUAAAAAGCUCAUGUUAGAGAUGGGUAGUGCCGGGUGUGAGGCAAUAUCUCCUUCAUUUUGUUGUUCUUGUUGCUCAAUGUAAAGUCCACAGACAUAGUAGAAUCCUGGUAUCAAAUCUGUAGCUAAUUCCAGCCGCUACCACUCCUCCAGUUCAUUUUAACAGAUACUAUUGACAUGGGUUUUCUGUUGUCUGUUCUCCUCACUCUACCCUCAUAAAGAUAUAAGCAAUUUGUCCCUCGUGGGCAACUAUGUAAAAAGGUUAGAAAAUAUUUUAUUUUUUCCUUUCUUAAUUGAAGCAAUUUGACCUGCAGGACUUUCUCAGUUAUAUUGCAUGGGUGCUUGUAAAUAAGAUAAAAAGCAAAUCUUUUUUAUUCAAAGAUCAUGUAAGAUAAACGAUGUAUUUAGCAUGAAGCAUGACUUAUUUUCAUAUAAACCUUGAUCCUAGAGGAAAAACCGCCAGUUCUUAUACGCGUGAUUAUAAUGGAGUUUUUCUUCUUUGAAUCUUUUAUGGGUUCUUUUUCCUGAGCGGGCGACUAUAGAGUUUUCAGGGAGGAGCAAGGGAGAUCUUUUUGCAGCCGGAAGUCCAUGGGUGACGUUAUAGGGACGCAAACAUGUGCAAAUGGAUAGUGUGGUUACUAUGCCUUUUUGGUUUGAGUAAUACCGGUACAAAUAUUGGUUUUUAGCAUCAUAAUGUACAAUCAAUCAAUGAGGGACACGCUAUGAAAACACUUCCUCUGAGAUAACUUCCAAUCACAACUGGUGAACUACCAAAGAUCGUCAACGACACUUCCAUAAAUGUCCAUCUGCUAAAAUAUGAACAGUGAAGAAAGUGAAUAUAAGAACUGUUUUAAUGGCUUUCUAUAGUCUACACAAUUAGGAUAAAACAUGCUACUUAGCGGUCCACAAGAGCUACAGUAACGGGCUUCCAGUUUUUUAUAUGUUAGAGAAGUAUUGCAUUUUGCGCAAAUUAAUUUCAAAUGUAUGGGUUUUGUCCCUUUUUAUGAAAAUACAUUGACUUUAAUUGACACAUUUUUGAUUAUAUUAAUAAGAAGAAGUCACAGAUAUUGAACCUAAACAUUUGUGUUACUGACUAAUCCAAUUACGCCACUAUAUUUACCCCACAAAGUUAAAAAACUCAACUGUUUUGUAAUUUCCUUUGUUAUUUACACAGGGGGAGUCAACCGGAUGGGACAAAGGGUCUUAGGAGGCCAGAAUUAGACCCUCUUCCUAUUAAUUUAUAUUAGAGGGGGGCCCACAUGAGGCUUCCUGCCCCCGGGCCCCCAAAUUUUUGUUGACGCACAUGCAGAAUCAGAAAAUUUAUGUUAAACCGAGAAAGUGAUUCACCCAAUUAUUUUGUUUUUGUGCACACAUUAUUGCAUAUUUCUACUUCCAUUUAUACUUAAAAUUUCCUAUAAAUAACUCAAUGUAUUUUCUACCUUUAUAAACAACAGUUGUAAGCUAAUUUUGUACAUGUUUACCUCCCUAUAUCUUCUCCCAUGGUCCAUCUCGGUUGCUAAGGCCAGCUGAUUCACCUCACUAAAGUGGUGGGCUUCCGUCUUCUUCUGCCCGUGCCGUGGAUUUUUGGAUGUUUCAGUGUUCUUUGAUCCCAGUGUUAGCCUGUUUCGGAAAACACGUGUGCGUAUCCAAGAGUGUGACACCAACACACACACCCUUUAACAUGGUGCCUGCCUGCCUGCCCGCGAAAUCUUCUCUUGUCAUGUCGGCCAUUUUGAUUUUGAACCUGUUUACCUCUUCUUUGUGCGUGAAUUGUAACUGUCUUUUAUCCCCUCAUUGACAUUGUUGUGUGUCAAAAGUGUGCAUCGAACGGGUGUGGGAAGUAACCUCUCCAAAUACUGUUUUUUGGGAUGGAAAGGAAGAAUGGACAAUUUGAUUUAUGUUUCACAAUAAUCAUUUGGAGUUCAGGCUUGCAUACCGUUCAGCGCUGUACUGUAUAUAUAUGGUUCAAUACAGAAAUCAGAAAUUGUUUUUAUUUUUACAGUUUUGUUUGGUAAACCUGUUAAAUGUGCAUGUGGAUCGCACUUACUGACUUGAUUGAAAUUCAAAAGCGAGUAUACGAGAGCUUUUCGCCAUUUCCGUAUUAGAAGCUAUUACAGAAAGUGCCAUUGUUUUGGUGCGCAUUGCUAAAAAUGGAAACUCGUCAAAGUAUUAAUUGUCCCAGAUUUGGAGUGAUUGUGCAGGUAGAAAGAGCUGCUUUUAGAAAGAAAUUACACACGUUUGGAAGAAAGUAAUGGUUUAUAGCACAGAUAGAGGAUGCUAUAUUGAAGCUAAGACUUUGUCCAUAUCAGUGUAUGAGUGUUAUUAACUUAUUUUCAGUCAAACUUAGAAAGUAUGACAAAACUAGUAAAGAAAGACAUAUUAAAAACGCAUAUUCCUGGCUGGUGCUUGGAUGCGGCUGCAAGGUUAAUCACAAUCAAAUCGAAAUUUCAAUAACGGCUGAAAUUUUUGAAGUACUGUACCAUAAUCUCUUCCAAAAACAACAAAAAGUCCUGUCUUAUUCUGUAUUUAAAAACACAAUCCUGUAGUUUCAAUCUGCACAAACAUGUCCUGAAAUGUGAUUCUUGCAUUAGUUUAUCAGUUCAAAGUUUACUUUUUAAACACGGACACAAGAGCUGACAAAAAUCCUGAAAUAUUGACCAAAUCCUAUCAUUAAAAUCUAAUUACGAUGCUUGUCAAAAAAACAAACUUGCAAUUAGAUAUUUUCCAAAUCGUGCAGCCCUAUGCUUCAAAUUGCAGUUUUUGAUUUUAUCUUUUUAUCUGCUAUUUGCUUCCCCAUUGGCGGCCAUUUUGUCAUGUGUAUCCUAUAGUAUUUAGGCAAAACAUAAAGAAAAUCCCAUAAUUUUAAAGAUACCUUUAAUUUUUGUGGACAAAGUCUUAGUGGGGGAGAUUUGAAGGUCGACUUUUGGUGGCAGAGGUACAAGUGUAGCAGCAGCAUACGCACAGUCCAAACUGAAGUCAUUGUGAAUCAAACGCAUGUCUGUCUCAUUACUGGUACAGUUUUUGCCACCUGUAGCAUGCAUCGCUGCUUUUUCACAUUUUGUAUUCAGUUUCAGUUUCAAAUAGGCCCAGACCAGUGAUUUUCAAACUUAUUUCAAGAAGUGACACCUAAGACCAGAACUAUUCAGUUUUUCAAGUAGGUCAUAAAGUAAAUCAGGUCUUAAUCAUGACUUGACUAAACUAGAACUCAAAACUGGAGUAAUACACGCAGUAAACUACACAGGACUACACCAGAAUAAAGUAUAGAAAGUAACUGCGUCUUCAUUUGGACAGGGACAAUGCACAUAUACCAGUAUUAGCUAUAGAUAUGUUGCUAUUUUUCAAGUGUAAUCCCUGAGCAAAUUGACAAAAUGACCCAUUUAACUCAUAAUUAUUAGGUUUAAAUUUCAAUUUUAUAAGGUUUUAAGUAGGACUAAAGAAAUACGCAUGUUUUCCACUGGUACUUCUUUAGAAAUAUAUGGGGUAACUCGCUUGAAAAAACUCGUGAAAGCUGUGCCAAGUCAAGCAGAGUCAGGCUACUAAGUAAAAGGACAAUAUUAGGACUAAACCAGCUCUGAAUUAACAUUAAAUCAGAUCUGCGCUACUCAGAAAAACACAACAUUUCGAGAAGCACUGGUCUAGAGGUAGCAUUGUCAGACUAUACUAUAUGGCAUUUGUCUCUUGUCAAAUAUCUACCCCUUUUGUUUGGGUCAAGCUCUGUAUUCUCACAGUAACAAUUCCCUGUUGUAAAGUGUUCAGUUGACACCAGGUAUGUCAGCAGCUGGAGAAUAGCUUCCUUUAGUCUAUUUUUUUCUUCGUCUGACUCACCCGAUGACAUGCAGAACUCCUGACCUGUGUCUCCUGAAAACACAGAAAGCACAUUUAAAAGCAAAGCAAAUAUAAGUAGGUCUAUACUGUAUUACUUCACUGCCUGAGCAAACCUAGACAAGUGUUACGGUUUUAUUUUUAUUUCAACCUGCCAAAUGUCAACACUGCUCUCAAAAUACUUGCCGUUUGGACAUGAAGCACUUUUCUGUUUCGUAUCAGUCGUAUAGCUCUUUGUAAUCAACAGCUGCGCAUGUGUUUUGGUGGAGGACUUUAGCAGCAGAUAUCCAAAUUAGAAACAAUAAUGAAAAAUGUGUCUGGAAAACCUAAUAUUGUUAAUUCAUAGCCCGCAGCUAAGUCACGAUUUAGUGCUUUAAAUAGCCCGUAACUGACUUUUAUUUCUUUUAAUUGAGAAUAGUGAUGGACGGAUCAAUACAAAAAUAUUCCUAAAAAAAAGAUAAAAAAAUCCAUUCAAAAAUAUCAAUAUCUAAAAUUUCUCUUAAAAUUUUGCUUUAAAAUUUACUCAAAUUUUAGUUUAUAAAUAAAGUUUACAUCCACAUUAUAUAUUGAAUUUAUUAAAGCAAGGUAGAACGCUUCUCUCUGUACUGAUAAAUGAUAUUGCUUAUACGUUUUAAAAGGCAUUUUGUUGCAUGAGAACCAUACGGAAGCAACUGCUACGUGUAUACAAUUCUAUCCAAUCAGAAACGAUGUUGGAUGAGAACUAUGCGGAAACUAUCCCAGACUGUUGUUUGUCUGUCAUGGUUCAAUGUCAAAACAAGAGAAAGUGGAAAGUGGGCGGGGCUAACAGUUAAUUCGGCCAUGGUUCAAAAUUGAGCACAGGUUAAGCGCAGAUAUUUAUUUUUAAAAAUGAAACGUACUGCCACAUGCACCGCUUUUGAUUCCAAAGACCUACACUGCCAUUAUUCUGGUGUUUGUAUGAGUAUUAUUGGAAAGCCAUAGGUUAGCGAUGUCAAAAUGCAAAACUGUUAUCGAUUUGUCGGAACGUGAUGCAGAGUGCACCGAGGUUUGUGUUUUCAUUUGAUUUUUUACGGUAAAUGUUGAAUUCUCCUUAUUGUGCAAUCAUGCUGCCAAAGAAUGAUUUCAAAACCCUAUCCAUCACUACAUGUAAAUAUCAACGUUGUCCAAUACCGUGGCAAAAAAUAUAUAAAUGUUGUUUUAUUUUGUUUUCCAUUUUCUGAGAACUACAAUGAUGUUUAUGUGAUGUAUUGUCUUCCAGUUGGUUGCAAUAAUAAAAAAUACAAGUUGCGGAA
Periophthalmus magnuspinnatus is the source of this 8733-nucleotide messenger RNA. RefSeq names its product checkpoint suppressor 1 (gene ches1). The record is from RefSeq and is a predicted model, not a curated record. Gene Ontology annotation, molecular function: DNA-binding transcription factor activity; cis-regulatory region sequence-specific DNA binding. Bases 362 to 1825 code for a protein of 487 amino acids. Gene Ontology annotation, cellular component: nucleus. NCBI's taxonomy places the organism in Eukaryota, Metazoa, Chordata, Actinopteri, Gobiiformes, Gobiidae. The transcript has 6 exons. Gene Ontology annotation, biological process: regulation of DNA-templated transcription.